Molecule: messenger RNA, 2600 nt
Organism: Xiphophorus maculatus (southern platyfish)
Lineage: Eukaryota; Metazoa; Chordata; Actinopteri; Cyprinodontiformes; Poeciliidae
Product: kelch-like protein 20
Exons: 12
Coding region: 116-1987 (623 amino acids)
Molecular function (GO): protein binding
Source: RefSeq, a predicted model, not a curated record
UUCAGUUGAGAGGCGUAGCUGAAACUGGUUUGUCUUGUAUGUGGGAGAGUAUUCCUUCUGUUCCUGUCACGACUAUGUUUUUCAGGUGUUUUAUGAGUGCCUAACAAGGUCACAAAUGGCUGAAGUAAUACCCGUCGGCUCCCCCUUGCUCUUGCCAUCCGUCAUGAACGCCAUCUUCCAGGCUCCGGAGGACUCAGGCACCGCCGCUGCUAGCCCUCCCGCGGACCCUCAGAGCGGGGAGGACUACUUGUUUCUGGAAACCACUCAUCCCAACACAGUCCUACGGGGCCUGAACAGCAUGCGGCUUAACAAAGCCUUCUGUGAUGUGACUCUGUGCUGUGGAGGACAGGAGUUCCCUUGCCAUCGCAUUGUACUUGCAUCCUUUAGCUCCUACUUCCAGGCAAUGUUUUCAGCUGACUUGCUGGAGUCCAAGCAGGAACGUGUUGCCAUUAACGGAGUUGAGCCCCAGAUGAUUGGCAAGCUGGUGACCUAUGCCUACACAUCUCAGAUCUUCAUCACUAAAGCAAACGUACAAGCGCUUCUGGCAGCGGCCAAUUUAUUGGACGUGAUGGCUGUUCGAGAGGCUUGCUGUCACUUUAUGGAGCGUCAGAUGGACGAGACAAACUGUGUGGGAAUUCACUGCUUUGCCGAGGCCCAUUCCUGUAAGUUGCUGGAGAAACGUAGUAUGGAGUACAUUCUGGAGAACUUCAGCACUGUUUAUCAACAGGAAGAGUUUUUAUCUCUCUGUGUGGACAAACUUACAGAAAUCAUCUCUAGCGACCUUCUCGAUGUUCCUAAAGAGGAGAUGGUGUUUGAGGCCGUCAUGUUGUGGUUGAAUAAAUGUCCUUCUCGCAAGCAGGGGUUUGAAAAGGUGCUCGAGCACAUCCGCCUGCCUCUCAUCAGCCCUUACUACCUCCAUGACCUAAUUGAGUCUUUAGAUGUCGUAAAAGAGAACCAGGCUUGUCAGAAGCUCAUUUCUGAGGCCAAGGACUACCUGCUGCUGAAGGAUCGCCGAGGAGAGCUCUACAGCUCCCGAGCAAGGCCACGUAGAUCCACAGGUACAGGAACUGUUGCGGUAAUAGUAACUGUUGGCGGGGAAGACGACAAGGUGGUGCUGCGCAGUGUCGAGAGUUUUGAUCCCACGACCAACAUUUGGAAGAACCUAGCAUGCCUUCCUUUCGCAGUCAGCAAACAUGGGCUUGUUGUCUCAGACUCAACUCUGUAUUUGGCAGGGGGAGAGUUUCCUGAUGGCUCAGCAAGCAGAGAGAUGUGGCGUUAUGACCCCUGCUUCGACUCCUGGAUGGAGAUGGCUCCCAUGAAUGUAGCUCGUUCCGAGUUGGGUCUGGUCAUGCUGGAUGGCUUUGUUUAUGCCGUCGGCGGAUGGGAGGGCCGAGGUCGUCUGGACUCGGUGGAGUGCUACAAUCCCCACACAAACUCCUGGCAGUUCACGCCGUCAGUAAAAAUGGCCGUUACCAGUCCUGCAGUGGUAGCCCUGGAUGGUCUGCUAUAUGUUACUGGUGGUGCAGUUCUUGAGGAUGGAGACGGCACUGACCUUGCCCAAGUUUACAACCCAAAAACCACAGUGUGGACUGAGGUCGCUCCAAUGCAGAUUGCACGCUCGGGUUCAGCUGCUUGUACGCUCAAAGGGAAGCUAUACGUUAUAGGUGGAUGGCAUGCCUCUACAGAGAACACAGAUAAAGUCGAGUGUUUUAACCCAAAGACCAACCAGUGGACUAUGUGCGCUCCAAUGAAGGAACGCCGCUACCGGCCAGGGGCGGCUGUAGUGGACGGAAAGAUUUAUGUCUUAGGAGGCGAAGAGGGUUGGGACAGAUAUCAUGACACUAUUGAGCGGUACUGUGAAGAAACUGAUACUUGGGAGAUUGUUGGGGAGAUGCCUACCAGUCGCAGCUGGCUCAGCUGUGCAUCUCUCCAGCUGAGGAAGAAUGUCCACAUAUGCAGCCGUCCUGGUACACCAAGCGAAAAUUAAAUCAGGACAAUGAAGGGAGACCCUGCUGUGGUUUUUAAUCUUUUGCACACUGAAUGUCAGCAGUGUCCCAUCAUGCUUGAAAGGUGUUGAGGCUUCUCAACCAAGAAGCCUGAAGGACUUGGCAAAACAGUGAAUUUUCAUGUGGGAUCUAGACAAAAAUGCCUUUUGGAGUUAGCCUUGGACACUUGGGUUACUCCAGGAUACUUUCAUACAGGAUCUCAAGUUACUGCGACCCACAGUCUAGUCUGCAGUUGGAACUCGUGCUCUGUUCAAUGUUGAUGUGUUUAAGGAACCCUUGUUAUGUCUGGGCACCUCAUACUGAAGAUGUUCCUGCCCAACAUAGUGUAUUUUUCUAUUGUAAUGUAUUUUGGAGAUUACCAGUCUAAAGAUGGUUGACUUCUGUGGGAUCUAUUAUAUUGUGAAUAUUUUUAAAGCUUGCCUGUGGGAGAAAAAAUAACCUGUGAGCAGUCUUUUGAAAUUGAACUUUGUACUUUUAAAUGAUUGUCUUUUUAACCUGUGAUGUGUAGAAUAUAUUUUUGUAAUGUUGUGAGUCCUUCAUGUUGGUGAAUUUAUGUAGAGUUCAUUUACAGUAAAUAAAUAGCUUUAUUAUAAA